This is a messenger RNA of Arachis stenosperma, 1821 nucleotides long. RefSeq names its product legumain-like. The transcript is spliced from 9 exons. The record is from RefSeq and is a predicted model, not a curated record. Gene Ontology annotation, molecular function: cysteine-type endopeptidase activity. NCBI's taxonomy places the organism in Eukaryota, Viridiplantae, Streptophyta, Magnoliopsida, Fabales, Fabaceae. Bases 116 to 1609 code for a protein of 497 amino acids. Gene Ontology annotation, biological process: vacuolar protein processing.
CUCCCUUCCUUCUCAUACUUUACUAUAAAUAUAUAAAUAUCUAUGCACAUAUAACAAAACUCUCAUAAGUCAUAACUCUUCUGUUUCCUGGUUAUAACUUCUUCAGUUCCUUCCUAUGGCGAUUGCAUACUCUUUUCUUUCAUCAUCAUGGUCAUGGAUGCUGUUGUUCUUCUUCUUGUUGCUGUUUCUGAAUAUGCAGGGUAAAGCGUCGAGGCUGAACUCGUUCUAUGACUCGGUGAUUCGGUUACCCUCCGAGUCAGUGUCAGAGUCAGCAGAAAAUGAUGAAGUUGGUGGUGGAACCCGAUGGGCUGUUCUAGUAGCUGGUUCAAGCGGAUACGGCAAUUACAGGCACCAAGCAGAUGUGUGCCAUGCGUAUCAGUUGCUAAUAAAAGGUGGACUCAAAGAAGAAAACAUAGUUGUGUUCAUGUAUGAUGACAUAGCCAACAACGACUUGAAUCCAAGGCCUGGAAUCAUCAUCAACCAUCCUCAUGGUCAAGAUGUCUAUGCUGGCGUCCCCAAGGAUUACACAGGUGAGAACGUGACAACUCAUAAUUUAUAUGCGGUAAUUCUUGGGGACAAGAGUAAGGUGAAAGGUGGAAGUGGCAAAGUAAUAAACAGCAAACCUGAUGAUAGGAUAUUUAUAUAUUAUGCUGAUCAUGGAGGCCCAGGUGUUCUUGGGAUGCCAAACACUCCAAACCUUUAUGCCAUGGAUUUUAUUGACGUCUUGAAGAAGAAGCAUGCAUCUGGAGGUUACAAGAAGAUGGUUAUAUACGUGGAAGCUUGUGAAAGUGGGAGCAUAUUUGAGGGUAUAAUGCCAAAGGAUAUAAACAUUUAUGUGACAACUGCAUCAAAUGCUCAAGAGGCUAGUUGGGGAACUUAUUGUCCUGGCAUGGAUCCUUCUCCUCCUCCUGAAUACAUCACUUGCCUUGGGGAUUUGUAUAGUGUUGCUUGGAUGGAAGACAGUGAAAGUCACAAUCUAAAGAGGGAAUCGGUGCAACAACAAUACCAAUCGGUGAAGGAACGGACCUCAAAUUUUAACAACUACGAGCUUGGUUCCCAUGUGAUGGAGUACGGUGAUACACACGUCAAACCGGAGAAGCUUUAUCUGUACCAUGGUUUUGAUCCUGCCACAGUCAACUUUCCUUCUCUUAAUGGAAUGUUAGGAGCGCCCGUGGAUGUUGUUAAUCAGAGAGAUGCAGACCUGAUCUUCAUGUGGCAAAUGUACAAGAGGUCAGAAGAUGAACCAGAAAAGAAGAGAGAGAUCAUGAAGCAGAUUGCAGAGACAACAAAGCACAGGAAUCAUUUAGACGGUAGCGUGAAAUUGAUCGGAGUAUUUCUUUAUGGUCCAGCAAAAAAUUCAGUAAUAGAAUCCGUGAGGGAGCCCGGUCUGCCCCUUCUUGACGAUUGGACAUGCUUAAAAUCAAUGGUUCGAGUGUUUGAAACUCACUGCGGAUCGCUGACUCAGUAUGGCAUGAAACACAUGCGAGCAUUCGCCAACAUUUGUAACAGUGGCGUUUCUAAGGCCUCAAUGGAGGAGGCUUGUAUGGCAGCUUGUGGUGGCUAUUAUGCAGGGCACUUACAUCCAUCAAAAUUCGGUUAUAGUGCAUGAUUUAGGAUUAUUGUACUAUACUCACAAAUCGGAAAGUAUUUUUCAACCUUGUACAAAGAUGUAAUUUUCUAUAAAAAUAGUUAGAAUAGUUUUAAUGUAAAAUAUGAAUCGAAAUAUAGUUUAAUUGAAUAAUUUGUAUAAAUUAUUAUUAUAAAAUUACUUAUUCUAAAAAUUUUAAAGGAUAAAAAGUGAUACAUGAAUUAUAUUUUUAA